Messenger RNA from Darwinula stevensoni, 4351 nucleotides. Lineage: Eukaryota; Metazoa; Arthropoda; Ostracoda; Podocopida; Darwinulidae. The record is from the annotation of a GenBank genome assembly.
AGCAGGUAACAGUGCAGUGGAGGCUGUGAAAGUGUUGGCCAAGACAGGGAAGCUCGAAGCCAGCUGAUUUCAUGGAAAUCGCGUGUAGAGUAACUCGGAGCGCGUGUUCGCCAUGAAUAAAACAUGGGAGCAGGUGCGUCCUCGCCCGGCCUGGAAAAGGAAGAUCAAUCCAACAAUCCCACCGUGGUCCAUGCCAUCGGAGGCCAUCCAUUGAGGUUCACCCAACUUCAUUACCAUACUAAGAUCGCCCCUCACCGCAAACCAGCGAAGAUGAAUAAUCCCAGAGAGAAGAAAAAGCGAAUGACGGGGUUGGCGACCUUGAGGAAAAAACUGAUGAAACGCAAGCGUUCCUCCCGGUCGUUCGACCACGCGAAGGUGCUCCGGGAGUUCGUGUCGGACUGGUCGGGUCAGGAGUUGCUGGCCCUGGUGAACGAGUACGAGGCGAUGGGGAUGGUGAAGGAGUUCGCCGCCCAGGCCCAGUUGGCUCGACCGCCGGCCUCGGGGUUCAAGCAGGACCUGGCGGAGCUGUACGAGAAGAAGCAGGCGACGGACGUGAAUCUCCUGUUCCAGGGGCAGUGCUUCCCCGUCCACCGGGGCAUCCUCAGCGUCCGCUGCGGGUACUUCCGCGACUUGCUCUCGCGAUACUCGGGCCACAACGCCCAGGUCCCCAUCGACGGUCGGCGACUGCGAGUGGACGCGAGCACCUUCGGUGCGCUCUUGCGGUAUCUGUACACGGGGGAACUCGUUCGAGCGCCUGGGACGAAUUUGGACAUGGUCCUACGGCUGAGUGGGGAGUUCGGGACCCCCUGCGCGGUGGAAAGUGAUGCCAGGUAUCUCCUGGAAACGGGGGAGCUGGCCGAUUGCCUCCUCGUGUUUCAAGGUCACACAAGUGCCAACACUCGCGUUUGUCGAGCGAUGUCCGCGUCCUCGAGCACUUAUUCCGCCAUAGACCCCUCGGCCUCAGACUAUGGCUUCCAUCAUCGGAUGGAACUGCCGUGCCACAAGGCCGUUCUGGCGGCUCGUUCGCCGUUCUUCCGGAACCUGAUCGCUCGACGAUCCCGGCUCGCGGAAGAGAGCCUGGAAGGGCGAUCCGCCCUCGUUCAUCAUCAGUCCAUGCGGAUCCUCUUGGACCCGGAAGUGGUGCCGCUCCGAUUCGCGCAUGUGAUACUCACAGCCAUCUACCUGGACACGGUGGAUCUGGGUCUGAUACUGAGUGAUUCGAGUGGUGGGGCUGGCGGAGGUGGGGUCGGGGGUUCCCAGACGCCGUCUCCCCGGCCGAGUCCGUCGUGCAGCCCGAACCCCGGCGCCGCCAGCCUUCCCCUUCACCCUCCAUCCCCUCAGCCUCUCCUCCAAGAGACAAUGGAGCUGUACGGGAUCGGGCGAUUCCUGGAGCUCGACGUCCUGUGCCAAGCGUGCGAGGAUCUGAUCGUGGAGAGUCUGGCUCCCCAGACCCUUCUUGCCAUCCUCAGCUGGAGCCAGGAGGCCCACGGGUCCAAGUGGGUCCGGCGACAGGCCCUCGCCUAUCUCCGUGAGGAGUUCUCGCAGAUCGCCCAGACCCCCGUCCUCCUCAACCUGGAUAAGGAGGUCUUCGCGGAAGCCCUCCAAUCCGACUUUCUUCAGGCGAGUGAGUUGGAAGUUCUCCAGGCUGUCCUGAGAUGGGGAGAACAUCAAUUGGUGAAGAGGAUGGAAGAUAGAGAACCAAACCUCGUGAGUCAGACAGCUCACUCGGUUGCAAAAAAGGGAGUGAAGAAGAAAGAUCUGAAUGACGUGGAGCUGAGGGAAAUCACUUCAGAACUUCUUCCUCUUGUGCGGAUGGAUCAUGUGAUACCCCCUACCCACGAGGUCCUGACUAAUGCCAUCAAGCGAGGCCUUGUCAGCAAGCCGCCCAGUCAUAUGAUUGGGGAUGACCUUGUUCCAAAUUUCAAGGUCAAUGCAUGGGUCAGAGGCAAGAACAAUGGACUCUUUGUCAAGCCUCGACUCUUCUUGCCGUACUGGGAGGAGGCUCGGGCCCUGCUGGAUGAAGUGCUGCCUCGACAGGACUUGGAACGCAUGCACAUUCGAAUGCCCCCAAUGCCAGGAAAUAUCCCUGACACCCUUUACAUGUUGGAAGGUAGCCAGCCCCCCCGGCCAUUGCCUGUCAAUCACUCUGUGGCAAGUAGUGAAAUGUCCUCUCUACCUCCCCUGGAAACUUUGGCUCAGUACAUUCCUGUUCCCAAGCCUGAAACACUGGAAGCCAUGCUCAAGCGGGACUCAGAGCUCCGUCGUGCCCCAGCAACAACUAGAGCGUAUAAUUUACCAUUGAUAUCACGCCGAGAGAUCAAUCGCCAGAUUCGUCUCCGGGUGGUGCGGGAGUUCAAUCUCCCCGAUUCGGUUGCUGAAGUUCUGGAGGCUGCAGUGUAUUAUGGGUGUGAGGGAGGAAAUGAAGAUGCUGAGAUGAGGGAGAGUGGGAGUGGAGGGGGAGUGCCAAUGCAAAUGCAGGUACCUCAUUCACCCAGGCACUCAUCAGCAAUGGCAUCCCCCUUAUCGACAGUGUCAUCUCCGGCUCAGCUUGGCUUGGGAUCGAUGCCAUCCCGUCAUCCCUUGAGUCAUUAUUCGACCUCCUCUCUCAUGACACCCUCCAUCAUCCCUGAGACUGAUCCAUAUUGCACUCUGGAGGGAGAUGCAAGUUCCUGUUCAGAGGGUCACCUGUCUGACACAAUGCCAGACAUUGCCUUGGCCACAUCCUCCUUACGAAGCCUACAUGUUGAGGAACAUGAACUCGACCUAGAUCUGGGUCUGGGUGAUCGACGCCCCCCUCCACCCUCAUCAUCUUCUGUCACCCCUUCUCAUUAUCGACACCUCUUUUUCUAGGGGAAUCUCAUCUUUUCCCUUCUCUGCAUACUCUUCCUGUUUCACAAGGUCUCUGUGAUACACAUUGCAGGACUCCUUAAGAAUUAUUACCCACUUUCUUUCUGGUCACACGUCAUACAUACCAAUGUUUGGCAUCAGACAGAACUCUUCAUCUCAAUUUUUUUUUUCAUUAUUUGCUCUCCCUCAGGGAUUCCCAAGUGGUCCUUGCCAAUAUAAUCUGACUAGGAAUCUGUUCUUCAGCCUCCAUGGAUGUGUUCUCAAGUUUCUUCAAGCAUAAUGUUGGGUAUGCAUGGGUCAUUUUGUUAGGGAUCUUUACCUUGGCCAUAAUGUUCACAGUGCAAUGCUCCUUUUAGUCCUUUGCAUUUUUGUAUACUCAUUUCAUCUUAUGACAAGACCAGUGAAAUACACUGUCCAAGUUGAAAACCUUUUGUUCAUUUUGUGCAUUACUGCAAUCGAUGACUGACUGGCGUUUUGGCAUCUCAAGCUGUUCCUUGUUGUUAUCAUUUUUCAGUGUUAUUUUUGAGAAAAACUUUAUAGCAUUGAGUUGCACAUGGAUGUUGCUACCAUUAUUCUUGUGCUCAUUCAUCCCACAUUUCUCAAUUGGGAGGGGGUAAGUGGAAAUAGCAUAUUCCAUUCUGACCUUGUUUGUAGGAAACAAGAUUCUUUUUCCUCAUCUCAACAGAAAUGUGUGCCAAGUACAAGAAUACUUGGUGAAUUUGCAUUCAUCCUUAUUAACCCAUCUGAAGCACUCCUGCAUCUGGCUCAUUCUAAUUCUGGCCUUUGCUCUUAAAAUGAAGUUUGCCAAAUCCAUUACUUGGAGAAAAAAAGGUGCAUAGGACCAGGGUUCAUAGGUUCAAGUGUAGAACAGUGUCAAAACCAGACAGAAUUUGUUACAUGCUAUUUCCUUUCACCCCCUCAAUUUGCUUCAUCCCCAGUAGGCUUCAUGCUUUUCACUUGGCUUGGACAUCACUGCCAUGGGGUUAAUCUUGUGCAUUGGUGUGCAAGUGAAAUGAAGAAAUGUCUGACUUCGAUGAAAAACACUAGAAAAAUGGAGUAGGACUGCUGUCAAGUGAUGUCCAUUUCAGGGAGUAGCACUUUGCCCAUCUUAUGAGCUGGCUGCCAAUCUUAGUACACAACCAAUAUCAAUGAUCCUUAGUGUUGGUGUUAUUGAAAGCAUCAAAGCAAGAAGACCUUUUAGCCAGCAUUUCAUCGCUUGCAGCCUAAAUUAAAUUUCUGCUGUAUGAACUCACUUCCAUUUCUUUUUCAUGUUCAUUCACCAGUGCAAUUCUUGCUCUUCAUCUGAGAGGAUUAAGAAGGAAAUGCAGGUGUGCCAUCCAGUUCCAGAGAAGCCUCCUGUCUCAAUUCUCCUUCUUGAGUGUCGUGAUUUUAAAAAAGAGCAAGCUUACAUGAUGUUGCCCCUUCAUCCCAUACUGUACAUCUUGGAGAUCCUUAUGUUGGUGGCACGUUUUGAUAAAGGGUGAAAUAAAUUAUUUUGAAUCAA